Molecule: messenger RNA, 1514 nt
Organism: Alnus glutinosa
Lineage: Eukaryota; Viridiplantae; Streptophyta; Magnoliopsida; Fagales; Betulaceae
Exons: 8
Coding region: 107-1135 (342 amino acids)
Molecular function (GO): S-adenosylmethionine-dependent methyltransferase activity
Source: RefSeq, a predicted model, not a curated record
ACCGAACAACAAACCGUUAAAACUCCUUGAGAAUCAGUUAACAAAACCACCGAAAAGCAGAACACAAAGAAACACACAAGGAAGAAGAAGAAGAGUGUCGGAGCUCAUGGCCAUGGCUUCCUCGUCCCUUCGCCACCCACUUCGCCAAACUUCAUUCCCGAAAUGCCCAUAUCUUCCUCAUAAUUCCCAACUCCGUCCUCGCCUCCGGUUUUCCUCUCUCCGGUUCCCUUCUUCCACCAUUCGUGCCAGCGCAGCGGUUGCUCUAGAAUCGGAGUUAGGAACUCAGCAGAAUCAGAAAUUGGAAGUAGAGUUAUUUGCGUGCCCAGUAUGUUAUGAACCACUGAUAAGAAAAGGCCCUCCAGGUAUUAACAUGCCAGCAAUUUACAGGUCUGGUUUCAAGUGUAAAAGAUGCAGUAAGUCAUACUCCAGUAAAGACAUCUAUCUGGAUCUCACAGUUACUGCUGGUUCAAGGGAAUACACUGAAGUCAAACCAAGUGGGACUGAGCUGUUCCGGAGUCCACUUGUUUCAUUCUUGUAUGAAAGAGGCUGGCGUCAGAAUUUUAACCGAAGUGGCUUCCCUGGGCCUGAUGAAGAGUUCAAAAUGGCUCAGGAGUACUUUAAAUCUGCUGAAGGUGGUCUUCUGGUAGAUGUUAGCUGCGGGAGUGGUUUGUUUUCCAGAAAGUUUGCCAAAUCUGGGACCUAUUCUGGAGUUAUUGCACUUGAUUUUUCUGAAAAUAUGCUUCGCCAGUGUUAUGAUUUCAUCAAGAGUGAUUACACUCUUUUAACUACUAAUCUUGCUCUUGUAAGGGCAGAUGUCUCUAGGCUUCCAUUUUCAUCAGGAUCAGUUGCUGCUGUUCAUGCAGGAGCAGCCUUGCAUUGCUGGCCAUCUGCUUCCAAUGCUGUUGCUGAAAUCACUCGUAUAUUGCGAAGUGGUGGAGUCUUCGUAGGAACGACAUUUUUGCGAUACAAUUCAUCUACUCCCUGGAUAUUGCGCUCUUUUAGGCAGAGGAUUCUGCAGAACUAUAAUUACUUGACAGAGGAAGAGAUCAAGGACUUAUGCACAUCAUGCGGCCUCACCAACUACUCAAGCAAAGUUCAGCAGUCUUUCAUCAUGUUUUCUGCUCAGAAGCCUUAAAACUAUGUUUGAUCUAUUUGAAAUAUCAUUUCUCCAUAGCUGGUAUUACCUUGUUCCUUUGUUGGUUUAUAUAUAUAUAUAUAUAAUGUAUUUCAUCUGUAUGAUAUGUUGUUUAAAAUAAACAGGUUCGGAAAUGUUAUGACAUGGGGAAGAUGUAAAGUAUUACAGCUGUUUUAGUGCCUGAUUUAGAAAGAAAAAAAAAAUGUGACAAUGGUCUGAUUUGUUGUCUGUAGUGGCCAAAUACCAGCCAUUCUAGUGGAAUAUUGUAUUGAUUACAGUUUGAAAUAGUGAUGAAGCCGAGGUACAGAGUUGAUAAACCAGUAUAUUAAUUAAUGCCCUUCCUUACAAUGUAGUAGGGCAGAUUGGAAAAUUGGGUUCA